This is a messenger RNA of Mercenaria mercenaria, 2218 nucleotides long. Its product is annotated as alpha-2Da adrenergic receptor-like. Lineage: Eukaryota; Metazoa; Mollusca; Bivalvia; Venerida; Veneridae. The record is from RefSeq and is a predicted model, not a curated record. Bases 338 to 1675 code for a protein of 445 amino acids. Gene Ontology annotation, biological process: neuropeptide signaling pathway. Gene Ontology annotation, cellular component: membrane. Gene Ontology annotation, molecular function: G protein-coupled peptide receptor activity. The transcript has a single exon.
UUUUGGUCGGCAUGAGUAAUCUAAAGUUUAUCCGCGCGGAUAAGUGUUCGUUGUGUGUUAAAACCUCGGUUGACAUAUCCGUACCGAUAGAGGUCGCUAAAUAUAUUGAAUAAUAGAUAAAUCUACUGAAACGAAUAACUUUUGAUAAUAUAGAAAAAAAAAAACAACAGUUUUUGGAAAUUUACAAUUUUCACGAUUUCUUGCAGUAUAUGAACUAGCAUUUCUGCAUUAAGCUCGGACAUUUAUAUCGAGACAAAUACUGACGUAGACGGCGAACAUGAGGGUUUGCACAAACUCUUAUAAUUCACGACUGAGAAAUUCACCGAAUUAAACAAAAAUGGCAUUAAACACAACUGUGAUAAAUGGGAGCUUAUCGUUUAAUGAAACCGUGUCGCUUGCAGAAUCAAGAAUGGCAGAGAAUAGGGCGUUGCUUGAGGAAGCAAAUUUGGAGGAGGUGAUCAGACAAGUUCCUCUUAUUAUAUUCAUGUUGUUGAUAUCCGUUCUUGGAAUUCCCGGAAAUGGACUCGUCUGCUAUAUAUAUCGCUCAAAGUACAACAUGUCCAGUUCAAGAUGGUUUAUCUUCUUCCUGGCUUCUGUGGACAUUUUAAUAUGUAUAAUCAUAGUGCCAUGUGAAAUUGCGACACUUUUUCAGCAGUAUAAUUUCACAAACGCAAACUGGUGCAGAUUUUCCGUGUUUUUCAACCUUUUGGCGAUUCUGUCUUUGGGAUUGACGUUAGUGAUUGUAUCUAUUGAUCGAUAUAGAAAAGUUUGCAAACCCUUAGGUUGGCAAAUUCAUUUCGACAAAGCAAGAAUGUUAAGUAUUAUUGCUGUUGCACUUGCAUUUUUAAUCUCGCUUCCUGUGUUUUCUGUAUAUGGUAUACACGAGUUUCAGCUUAAAGGACUUAAUGUGAACGCAACUGAAUGUUCUUUCCGAAAAGGUUUUGGAGAAUCAAAUCUUGCCUUUAUCUAUGUAAUAUUCGGAAUGAUUCUUUUUACAUGCGCUCUGAUAACUAUUUGCGUUUUGUACUGUUUUAUCGGCGGAGAGAUAAAACAACAUAUAGAAAAAGAAAGGGUGAAAAGACAUCUUAGUUUGACGGCAUCGAUGGCGAGAAAAAGUGACCAUAUACGGCCUGUGACGUCAACAUUUUCGAGCAAAAGUGUUCGGUUCAGUGAAAUCGCAGUAAAAAAGAAAUCGGUAAAGUUCGGUGACCAACAGACAAUUGUACAGCCAAAGAAGCCGCUCAGAGAACAGUGCGAAGAUAUCCUGAAUGAGGAAAAUUCGACCAAUAGCAUGUCUGAAGACGACACGUAUGACUUUGAUAUUCCUAAACGACCAAUGACUAGAGCCCAAAAGACAAAAUCGAAAAAAAUUAGGAGAGCGCGUGCGCGUAAAGCAACACACAGCAUGUUUCUUAUUUCCUUGGCAUUUGUUCUAAGUUAUCUCCCUUUUCUUUGUUUGUUGCUUGCAAGGAGCGUGAAGACGAAUUUUGACGAGUCGAUGUCUGACGGAUGGAGAGCCGUUUACAAGUUUUUCUUGAGGUCAUAUUUUCUGAACUGUGCGAUAAAUCCAUUUAUUUAUGGAAUGUCAGAUUCAAAAUUUAGACAAAGCUGCAAAGAUGUACUGUACGACAUACGGAAACAGCUGCGGAAAUGUUUCAAGUGUUUAAAAGUAUAACAAAUAUUUUGAAAAAAAAAAAAACAACAACAAAACAACAACAUGAGAGAAUCUCCCUUUAGGAACAAUUGGUAGAAGAUCUGUAUACUCGUAUUGUUUAAGACAUUAGCUGUUGAAUGAAAUGUAACGACAAAGUGCACAUAAGGGAUAUUUACAUACGUUUAACAAAAUUUCUAACAGGUGCUGCUACGUUCAACUCGAAAAAAACUAUUUGAAUGUUCGAAUUUUUAUGGAGACUGCUAAAAAGAACAUUUGCAGGUCGAGAUUAUUUUACCUCUAAGAGUUUUUUUAUCGCUGAUUGUAUUAAAUGUGUCAAAUAUUUCGUAAAAUCACAUUGUAUGUUGUAUGAUAUUACAGUUUCUGUUGAAAUAAACAGAGCAUCAUUUACUGCAACAAUACUGAGGCAUUUAUCUGGAGUAUUUUGAAAUGUAAAAUUUUCAAGUCACCGCCCCUUUAGACUUCAGUUGACGUAUAUGUACAAUAAAACUGUUUAUAAACACUGCAUAAAUGUUCCCGGAAGAAGCAAAUAUAUUGGAAAUAUCA